AGCAAAAUAGCCAAAUACGAAGUGUAAACAAACGCGCCAUUCCAGCCUUGUAUAGUAGAACGCGCUUCCACCUGUCGUGAAGUUUACAUAGACUAGGCCUACGUUUGAAGUUUCCCAUCAAAAGGUAGUUUGAUUAACGUCGACGCAUCUUGAUGGUUGAAGUGUGGACUGUAUGCAAGAAAGCAACCUAGAUGUACUGUGGUAUCUUUCAUCGCGCCAGUUUUCUUUCAGCAAAUAUAUGAUGAUGAAAACUUCUUAAACCUUUACUCACUGCCAGGGUAAAGGUUUUGUAACAAGUGAAACUACAAUGGCUUUAUGGCAGCAAGUGUUAGCUGUUGAUGCAAAGUUUAAUAAUCACCGAGCCCCUGCUUCUCCAGGUUUCAAGACACUUUAUAUUCGGAGGCGUAGCCAAUUACUUCGAGACAGUUCACGAGAAGAGGAUAGUGCUCAAGUACGUAGUUACAUGCGUAUGAGACUUGCUUUACUACAGCAGCGCUAUUGUGUCACCUUUGAUCAGCUGAGUUUAAAGAGUAGAUCUGCAAGCCUACGCUCUGCAUCUCGUUUGACUGGAGAGGGAGAUUCUCCCCGCUGUAUGAGCCGUAGCAUGAGUAACAUGAUGUUGCAGCCGGGCAGUCAAGGGAUUGAAGGGCCCCAUGGCCCACCACCUACAGGAUCUGUUGUCCCCACACAGCGAGCAGAAGCAUCAAGAGCAAUUGUAGGUGGAACUACCAUAGGAGAAAAUUAUGCUUUUUCAGGUGUCCAUCACAUCUUUGACCAGCACACAGAUAGUGUCACAAUGGUGAAGUUUGCUCACAAUGACCAAGGACUUCUAGCCUGCUCAUCACUUGAUGGGUCUGUAUCCCUGUGUCAAGUAUCAGAAGGUCAGCCAAGAGUUUUGCACACACUCAAACAUCAUACUGCUGCAGUCACAGGUUUUGAUUGGUCGUCAACCAACGACUUGCUUCUAUCCAGUGGAGAUGAUGGUGUGGUUUGUCUGUGGAGUUCAUCAACUGGUCAGUGUUUGCGAACUGUGAAUGAUCAGGCUGGUGUAAAUGUUUUGUCGUGCCUUUUCCACCCUCUCAAUUCCAACUGGGCUGUUCUUGGCAAUAGCCGAGGACUUGUUCAGGUACUGAAUAUUUCUACCGGUCACUAUCCCAAAGGGGGCACUAGUAAGGUUGGGGGUCAAGUUACUGCUUUAACAUUUGAUUCAUCAGGUAAAACCUUAUGGGCUGGAGAUGACAAGGGAACUAUAAUUUCCUUCCUCUUUGAUCUCGGAAGUGGAGGUUUGAAGAAAGGUAAACGUUGCAUGGUCAGUGAAGGAGCUGCCAUUACAAGCUUGUCUGCGCGUACCUGGGCUAGCCGAGAAGCUCCCAACCCCACACUUCUUGUUAGUGCUGCAUGUAAUGCACUUCUUCUUUAUAGAGUUGUAGAUAAAGAAGGUGGACUCCGUUUAAAACGGAAAUUCAAUGUCGCUCAUUCGUAUCAACCCGUACGUUCAACUUUUUGUCCAUUAAUGUCUUUCAGGCAGGGUGCUUGUGUAGUGAGUGGCUGUGAAGAUUGUAGUGUCUGGUUUCUUGAUGUUGAGAGGGACACAAGACCUCUUAUUAAUCGCCUGCAGGGUCACGCUGCUCCAGUUUUAGGAGUAACCUUUAACUACAAUGAAUCUCUUUUAGCAACAUCAGAUGCUACCGGCCUUGUCAUUGUUUGGAAACGGCAGUGAGCUAAAUACUAUUUUUAUCGCAUUGUUUUAAUAAUUUUGUAGUUUAUGUUAGAAAUAUUCACACUAAGGAUCUGGUUUGAUAUAAGAUGAAUUUUUGGGGUACAUUAUAUUACACCAAUAUUUUUUCUUGAAAGAGGUACCUUGGAGAACUCGUGAACUUUAAUAAUGCCAUAAUUUUCUUGUGGAAUAUUGGUAUGUUUUGGCAUUUUGAAGGGGAUUAUUUUGCAAUAUUUAAUAUCUAUGCUAAACUGCAGUUAACUUGUUAACCAUAAUAAUAUUCAAUGAUAUUUUGGGGAAAAUAAUAUCAAGCUUUACAUCUCAGUUGAAUAUUAACUCCUUUCACUGCGUCCUGUUUCCACUGAAAAUUGUCUUAACUGCAACUUUUAUCAUCAGUAAUUAGGGCUUAAGGACCUUAUGUUAUUAGUUUCCUUUAAACUGCUGUGAUGAACAAAAGCAUAGCUUGAAUAUUUGUCAUUGAGAAUGUAUAAAAAGUUGUGUACAGAAAUUAUAUUUAAGGUCAACUUACAGAAUCUUAGUUGUUACGUAUAGCAUUAUUGGAUAGUUUCCUUUGGGUCUUCCAAAAAAUUUUUUUUUGAGGUAUCCUAUGGAUGUCGAUAAAUAAAACAGCUAAUAUUCUGUUGAUUGAUUUGAAUGAGCAAUAUCAUUUUGAAUCCAGCAAUUUAAAAUGAUUAAUUGCAUUAAAUGUCAUGCUAAAUACAGUAUACACUAAACUAUACUACAGUAUGUGGGAUUAGCUGCUUAAUGUGAGGUAUAGGUUUUAGAAUAAGUACACUUUUUAUGAAUAUUGAUCUGGGGCAUUUUUAAAGUUUCAAUAUAUGUAUGUAUAUUGGCGGAAAGGUCAUUUUUAGAAUUCUGCUGUCAGUGAUGUAUAUGGUAAUGUAAUUUUAUUUCUAAAGGAAAGCAUUGAUUCAUGUGAAUGAGUUGCAGAGGGUAGCUGUUAAUCUGCAAAAAUAUUGGGAAGCAUUAGAUAUAAUUUUGAUACUCUCUUAUUUGUUUAAAAUAAAUGACACAUUCCUGAAUGUUUUAAGUUUUAAAUCUAAUAAACUAUUUUGUUUUUAA
This is a messenger RNA of Macrobrachium nipponense, 2800 nucleotides long. Its product is annotated as WD repeat-containing protein 13-like. Gene Ontology annotation, molecular function: promoter-specific chromatin binding; protein binding. Bases 308 to 1720 code for a protein of 470 amino acids. The transcript has 12 exons. The record is from RefSeq and is a predicted model, not a curated record. Gene Ontology annotation, cellular component: nucleus. NCBI's taxonomy places the organism in Eukaryota, Metazoa, Arthropoda, Malacostraca, Decapoda, Palaemonidae.